ACGCAGCUUAAAUGUCCAACAAUUCCCUCCCACCCACCUCUCUCCUCUCUUAAGCUUGAUAAGGGCAGCUCUCUCAUUCACAGUCCAGUUCAUUCACUGAAGCUUCUUUUUCUAUCCGUGUAGGCAACUACUACAGUAUAUGUCAAAUGGAGCUACUGGCUGUUCCUGCAAACAGGUGUAAAGGAUGGUAUCUUUCUCUGAUGGCCCCCAACACAAAAGGACAAGCAUUUGCCUGGCUGGACCCAUCGAGACUCUACUGCAACUCCCUGGCUCUUGCAGAUUGUGUUAAAGACCUUGUCAGUCCAUUCCAGAAUGACACCAUUGACCUGGUUGCUGGGAUAGAUGCCAUGGGAUUCAUUCUUGGUGCAUCUGUUGCCAACACUCUUGGAAAAGGUUUCCUGGCUAUCCGGAAAGCAGGACACCUGUGUGUCUCAACCCAACACCAAAACUAUAUAGACUACACAGGCAAAAAGAAGACUAUGGAAAUAAGAUUGGAUGUACUAAAACCAGGCAUGAGGGUGCUGUUAGUCGACCAAUGGAUAGAGACUGGAGGCACCAUGAAGGCUGCAAUCCAGCUGGUAGAGAGGCAGGGAGCCACUGUUGUAGGUGUGGCAACAGUGGCCAUCCAGAACACUGAGGGGGGAAAGUGGAUUAAAGAGAACUACAAGUUCUCUCACUGCAUCCCUGAAGAGCUGCAGAGGCAGAUCGAUGACAGAUACCUGACUUCUUUCCAAGCCUUCAACAACUGUACACUUAACAAUGAUGAUGGUAAGACUGAUUUGGUCAGGAAAUAGUUUGCUCUGCAUACAGAUGUGCUUUUUUAAAGAGUGAAACUGCACUUUCAUGUGAUUUUUCCCUUUUUACAUAAAAGCUUAACUAACUGUUCCUUCAGAAUGUUAUUUUCAAAACACUAUCUUUAUUGAUAGCUUUAUGACAUAGAACACAGACUGAAAAGAAGACUAUAAAUGAUCAAACAUGAAUGCAAACUAUUCUAGUUUUAAUGAAAAUCCAUAUUCAAUUAUUUGACUGUAAAGCAAAAUGUGCCUAUGAAGCAAAUACUGUAAAUAAAAAUGCAUCUACAUUUAAACAUUGGGGGUCAGGAUG
Molecule: messenger RNA, 1104 nt
Organism: Monopterus albus (swamp eel)
Lineage: Eukaryota; Metazoa; Chordata; Actinopteri; Synbranchiformes; Synbranchidae
Product: adenine phosphoribosyltransferase
Exons: 6
Coding region: 147-794 (215 amino acids)
Molecular function (GO): adenine phosphoribosyltransferase activity
Source: RefSeq, a predicted model, not a curated record